This is a messenger RNA of Trichoderma gamsii, 246 nucleotides long. RefSeq lists its product as hypothetical. The transcript has 2 exons. The coding region runs from base 1 to 246 and encodes 81 amino acids. NCBI's taxonomy places the organism in Eukaryota, Fungi, Ascomycota, Sordariomycetes, Hypocreales, Hypocreaceae. The record is from RefSeq and is a predicted model, not a curated record.
AUGGUCUAUUGCUGUGGUCAGGGGAUGGAGGGAAGUAGGAGCCAACAGGAGGCUGGCUGUUCCUUUGUCCUAAGCGCUGGUGCUGGUGCCACGGCUCUUGCCAUGAAACCUGCCGCCUCCACAAAAAGAAGGGAAGGAAGGCGCCUAGGUUUUCAAUCAAAGCACUACAGGCACUCCAUACAGCACAGCCUUGCUCUCUCAUUCAAUCAGAGGUACCUGCAGACUUGCACGAUGUGGCUCUGCUAA